AUGACUCAUAUCAAUACUCGUCUUCUCGAUGCUAAUGAAGAACGUUUAAACGCACUUACUCCUUUGCGUGGUUAUGCAACAAAGCAUCUUGUUUCAUUAAAAGAAGCUGUUGUAGAAUUACGUGGAUUAGUUGAUGACGUUGACGCUCGCGUCUGGACAGCAACAAAUAGAUGUAAAAAUCCAGCAGACAAACUUACUCAGGAUGAAUCAGCCGCCAUUGUGCUGUAUACCAUCGAGUGGGACCCCGAUCAUCCUAGUCUUUAUUCAGUCCUCAAUCGAACAUUGCGCCUUGAAGAUCGAAGGAAACUUGUUCCUUGGUUUUCUUAUUUAAAACUAUUCUUUACAGCCUUGUUCAAAUUGCCAUCAAUUCAUUGUACAGUCUGGAGAGGUGUGCGCGGUGAUUUACGCCCGCAGUACAAACAGGGUGACAAUGUUACAUGGUGGGCAUUCAGUUCAUGUACUAUUGCCAUCAAUGUUCUGGAAAAUAGUCAAUAUUUGGGCACAUCAGCUCCACGCACUUUAUUCGCAAUCGACUGCUUGAAUGGAAAAGAUAUUAAACAGCAUUCAUACUAUGCACAGGAAGAAGAGAUAUUGCUUCUUCCAUGCACACAUUUCCAGGUCAUUAGCCACUUGAGCAGUAUGGAAAAUUUAUAUAUCAUUCAUUUACGCGAAGUACCACCACCAUUUAUGCUUCUUGAACCGCCAAAUCCUAUGUCAACAGGUAAGAAGAGCAUGAAAUAG
This is a messenger RNA of Rotaria sp. Silwood1, 741 nucleotides long. The record is from the annotation of a GenBank genome assembly. NCBI's taxonomy places the organism in Eukaryota, Metazoa, Rotifera, Eurotatoria, Philodinida, Philodinidae.